AUGAUUAUGAAUUCAAUUCUAUAAUAAUCUUCACUGUACAAAGUGUUUCACUCUUCAGGAAAAAAACUAUGGUUUCUUCAACCAUGGCAAAGCAUCAAUCUCCUGAAUCCUUCAUUUUAUUCAUGAUACUUGCAUUUUCAAUAUCUUCUGCUUCUGCUGCAGCAGCUGCUUCCAAAGAAGCUACCACUCUUCUUGAAUGGAAAGCCACCCUUCGUACCCAAAACAUUUCAGUGUUAAGUACAUGGACUCUUUCAUCCAAUGAAACUUCUCCAUGCUCCACCUGGUAUGGAGUUUUCUGCAACAGCUUUGGUAGUGUUACUCGCUUAAAUCUCUCGAUUUCCGAUGUGGUUGGAACACUCUACAGCUUCCCCUUCUCCUCUCUUCCGAGCCUCACACACAUUGAUUUUGCAGUUAAUCAGUUUUAUGGUAACAUUCCACGACGUAUUGGUGAACUUACCAAGCUAGUUUACCUUGAUUUGUCUGUCAAUCAAUUUUCCGGGAAAAUUCCUCAGGAAAUUGGGAAGCUGAGAAAUCUUGAAGUUCUCCACAUAUUUGUGAAUCUGUUGAAUGGCUCAAUUCCUCAGGAAAUAGGAAACUUAAGCUCUCUUGUUGAACUUGCUUUGUAUACUAAUUAUCUUGAAGGUCCCAUUCCUGGUUCUUUCGGAAGGUUAAGCAACUUGGCUUAUCUUUCUCUCUAUGAAAACCAGCUGUCAGAUUCCAUCCCUGGUGAAUUGAGUUCUCUUCUCAAUCUUGUCGUGGUUUUCUUGGACACGAAUCAACUGAGUGGUCCAAUUCCAGCCUUCUUCGGAAACUUCACAAACUUAGAAUAUUUACAUCUCUUUAACAAUUCUCUCUCUGGUUCUAUUCCUUCAGAAUUAGGCAACUUGCAGCUCCUCGAGAGUCUAAGCCUUCACUCAAAUCAUCUUACUGGCUCAAUCCCCGCGUCAUUAGGUGAUCUUCACUCGCUAAGCCUAUUGCAUCUCCACCAGAACAGACUUUCUGGAAGCAUACCCAGAGAAAUCAGUAGGAUCACUCAUCUACAAGCGCUUGACCUUUCUAGCAACAGUCUGACAGGUGGUCUUGAGCAACUAUCGUGGAAUUAUAUGUCGUUUAUUUUUCUUGAACACAAUAUGCUCAACGGAUUGUUGCCUAGCUUCAUCUGCAAUUCAAGCGAACUUGUCAUCCUCAACUUGUCUUAUAACAACUUUAGUGGUGAACUGCCCGUUUGUUCAAACGACUUGUCUUACAAUCUCUCAGUUUUUGAUAUGCGGAUGAAUAACAUUGAGGGAAACCUUCCAGCAACCUUAUCAAAUUUCCGUAAGCUGAGAAGUUUAUGUUUGCAGGGAAAUAAACUCGAAGGAAAAAUUCCUCAUUCUUUUGCUCAAUUUGAGUACUUAGAAACUCUUGAUCUCGGAGAAAAUCAAAUAAAUGAUACAUUCCCGCAGUGUUUGGAAGCCCUUCCGAAUCUCCAAGUGCUUGUUCUGAAAUCCAAUAGAUUUCACGGUGUGAUUAACCAAAGCUCUGAAACAGAACGCCCUUUCCCUAGCCUGAGAAUAAUUGAUCUCUCGUACAACGAGUUUUCAGGUCCACUACCAUCAAUAUAUUUCAAGAACUUCAAAGCUAUGAUGAAUGGCGGAGUAGAUAUGAUAGACCCUAGUUAUAUGGGGAGCUCAUAUUACUUUGAUUCCACGACUCUGAUAAUAAAAGGAGUCGAAUAUAUUCUGGUCAGAAUUCUAACUGUUCUCACAGCCAUUGAUCUAUCUCGGAACAGCUUUGAGAAAGAGAUGCCUGAAUAUAUUGGGAAUCUUCAGUCCCUCCGAUAUCUAAAUAUAUCUCACAAUCUUCUCACAGGAAGCAUACCUUCAGUGAUCGGAAAUUUGUCAGUGUUGGAGUCUCUAGACCUGUCAUUCAACCAACUCGAAGGAAAAAUUCCUCAACAGCUCACUGGUGUGUAUACGCUGGCACGUCUAAAUUUGUCUCACAAUGAACUUAGCGGUCAUAUUCCACAAGGUGCUCAAUUCGAUACAUUUGAUAAUGAUAGCUAUGUUGGUAAUUCGGGGUUGUGUGGGCAUCCACUGGAUAAAAAGUGUGAGCAUGAUAUUGGAGAACAAGAAGAAGAAGAUGAGGGGGAGGACGAUGAUAAUGAUUUCUUUUUUAGCGGUUUUACUUGGGAAGCUGUGGUGAUCGGAUACGCCUGUGGAGUUGUGCCAGCAUUUAUCGUCGGAUACUGGAUGUUGCUGACAGGAAAGCCAAACUGGUUGCUGAGUUAUAUUGCCAGAAUUCAGGCUCACGCGAUGAAUCAAAAUCUACUAACUUGACCUUCUCAUCAAAUUUAUUCGUUAAAUGAUGAUUGCAAGAUGGUUAGCUAGCUUAGUUGAGGUAUUUGUUUGCUCUGGAAUGGCCUGCAAUGGUCUGGUUUCUCAUUAACAGACCGUAUGACUCUCAUGCUACUUCCUUCAUUCGCAAAGGCAGCUCACUUGUGGGUAAGGUAAGAUCGCGGUCCCAAUAUCUUAGUAGUCCAGGAAUAGUAGAAUAUUCACAAUACUAAGUGUGAUAUUGAAAAAAUGUAUGUUAGCUUUAAAAUUUGUAUAUUGUGCUGCUGAUGCCAGGCAUAAAAUUUUGCAGCAUUCUGUA
Messenger RNA from Daucus carota subsp. sativus, 2634 nucleotides. RefSeq names its product receptor-like protein 35. The transcript has a single exon. The record is from RefSeq and is a predicted model, not a curated record. NCBI's taxonomy places the organism in Eukaryota, Viridiplantae, Streptophyta, Magnoliopsida, Apiales, Apiaceae. The coding region runs from base 69 to 2318 and encodes 749 amino acids. Gene Ontology annotation, molecular function: protein binding.